Messenger RNA from Setaria italica (foxtail millet), 1979 nucleotides. Its product is annotated as CBL-interacting protein kinase 24. The transcript has 13 exons. Bases 289 to 1716 code for a protein of 475 amino acids. NCBI's taxonomy places the organism in Eukaryota, Viridiplantae, Streptophyta, Magnoliopsida, Poales, Poaceae. The record is from RefSeq and is a predicted model, not a curated record. Gene Ontology annotation, biological process: signal transduction; protein phosphorylation. Gene Ontology annotation, molecular function: protein kinase activity; ATP binding.
AAGGCCCCUGCUGCUGACGGGCGCGACGGCGCCGCUCGUCGUUUCUAUAUACAGCGUCGAGCCAGCCAGCCAGCGACCACCCCGCCGACCAGUUCUCACCGCACGCGACGCGAACCCCCGUCCCCGUCCCCGUCCCCGUCCCCGUCCCCGGCCUCACCUUCCAGUCCCACCUCGAGCCGUCACAUCGCACCGCAUCGCCCGCGCUGGCGCGCAGACGCACGGCAGCAAGAACCCGAGCCCCCGGACACCUGACGGGCGCGUGGGGAGACGCCAGGAGAGGCCCGAGGAAUGGCGAGCGCGGCGGCGCGGAAGAAGCGGGUGGGGAGGUACGAGGUGGGGCGCACCAUCGGGCAGGGCACCUUCGCCAAGGUCAAGUUCGCCGUCGACGCCGAGACCGGCGCCGCCGUCGCCAUGAAGGUGCUCGACAAGGAGACCAUCCUAUCCCACCGCAUGCUCCACCAGAUCAAAAGGGAAAUAUCAAUAAUGAAGAUCGUAAGACAUCCCAACAUAGUUAGGCUUAAUGAGGUGUUGGCUGGGAAGACAAAGAUAUACAUAAUCUUGGAACUUAUCACUGGAGGUGAACUGUUUGAUAGAAUUGCCCACCAUGGGAAGCUUCGUGAGAAUGAAGCCGGCAAGUACUUCCAGCAGCUUAUUGAUGCCAUUGAUUAUUGCCACAGUAAAGGAGUUUAUCAUAGGGAUUUGAAGCCUGAGAAUCUGCUUCUUGAUGCACGUGGAAACUUAAAAGUUUCUGAUUUUGGACUUAGCACACUGUCUCAGAAUGUAAGUUUUGUAAUUUCUAUUCUUCUGCUGCCGACUUAUAUUAUUGUGCUGAUAAGGAGCUUCCCCCAGGGAGUAGGCCUUCUUCACACAAAAUGUGGAACCCCAAAUUAUGUUGCUCCUGAGGUGCUAGGCAGCAAUGGAUAUGACGGAUCAGCAGCAGAUAUUUGGUCAUGUGGUGUUAUUCUCUAUGUUUUAAUGGCUGGUUACCUUCCCUUUGAGGAAAAUGACCUUCCAAGCUUGUAUGAAAAGAUAACUGCAGCUCAGUAUUCAUGUCCAUAUUGGUUCUCUCCAGGAGCCAGCUCAUUGAUUCAGAGAAUACUUGAUCCAAAUCCAAAAACUCGUAUCACUAUUGAAGAAAUAAGGGCUGACCCAUGGUUUAAGAAGAACUAUGUAGCUAUUAGGCGUGGUGAAGAUGAAAAUGUCAGCCUGGAUGAUGUUCAGGCAGUUUUUGACAAUAUUGAGGACAAGUAUGUAUCUGAGGAGGUAACUCACAAGGAUGGUGGUCCUCUUAUGAUGAAUGCCUUUGAGAUGAUUACACUAUCUCAAGGUUUGGAUCUCUCAGCAUUGUUUGAUAGGCAACAGGAGUUUGUGAAGCGCCAGACCCGUUUUGUCUCGAGAAAACCAGCUAUGACUAUAGUAGCUACGAUCGAAGUUGUUGCUGAGUCUAUGGGUCUCAAGGUCCAUUCCCAGAAUUACAAGCUACGGCUCGAAGGCACAUCACCAAACAGGAUGGGCCAAUUUGCUGUUGUUCUGGAGAUUUUUGAAGUUGCUCCUUCUCUGUACAUGGUUGAUGUUCGAAAGGUUGCUGGUGAAACUCUGGAAUACCACAGGUUCUACAAGAACUUAUGCAGCAAACUCGACAGCAUAAUCUGGAGGCCAAUCGAAGUUUCUGCGAAAUCCACACUGCUGAGGACGACCACGAGAUGUGUACCAUAGCUGUGUCUUUAGUAGAUCAGACGAGGCAGCUUGCAUCACCGGAUGUUCGUAUUGUAGUGAUGCUAGUGUAGAUAGUCUGUAUAGUGCCAGUUGUGCAGCCUGUACGUAAUAUGGACCUGGAUUCCCGUUAGAAUCAAUUCCUUGUGUAUGCAUCCAGGAAAUAAGCUGGCUCAUGUGCUCAUGCCUAAUCUUGUAAAUGCAUGCUUGAAAGAUCCAAAGAUCAUCUGAUCUGUUGAAGGGCAUCAAAAGAUUCUCCAGACUGA